AAUUGGAACGCACAGUGGACGAAGAACCCUAGUUAAACCUCACGCCUUCUUCAUUCACAUCUGCCAUAGCCGGUCGAUUGCAGAGCUCUAGUCAUUGGAUAAUUGAGGAUGGGGAAACUGGGGAAGAAGGCGAGGAAGUUCGCGAAGAAGCAACUUCCCUCCGUGCUGAGGCGGCAACGGAAAAACAAGGCUGUAUUCAAGAAGAGAGCUUCAAGAGGUGGAAAAAAUGACAUCGAAGAAGAGCACAUGGAUAAUCCAACAAGCCAGUUCAAUGGAAGUUUCACCGAAUUUGAGGGCAUUGAGAAUGUUUCUCUUGGUUCGAUCUUCACUGAAAAUGACAAGGAUGAGAUUGCAGAUACAUCUGACAGUGAUGGUUAUCUUUCAGAGGAUCCAAGCUGCCCUUGUGCCACAGGAAGCGAAACUGAUAACACCUUUGGAGCAGGUGAAAGUUUUACCAACGAAUAUUCAGACCUGAAUAAGAAGAUUCAUGCUGACCUUGUAAUUCAAACCAAGAAAUUGGAUAAGCUGAGGAAAAAGGAUCCAGACUUCAGUAAGUUCUUAGAAAGCUACAACAAUAGUGCUGAAAAUUUUCAGGAUGAAGAUGAGUACUCAGAUGAAGAUAACUUGAGCGGCCAAGGGGAACAAGGGGACGAUGGUGUAGCAAAAGAGAAGAAACCCUUGACAACUGGCAUCAUCAACACAUGGUGUAAUAUGGUCAGGGAAGACCAUAGCCGGCCAGCUCUCAUUAGUUUACUGAAUGCUUACCGGGCAGCUUGUCACUACGGAGCGGACUCAAUUGGCCAUAGGAUUGAGAACAGAGAAGCCUUUUGCAACAUUAUGUUCUUCACACUUUCUAACGCAGAUGAUGCAUUUCGAGGUCAAUUGCAGAUAUCAUCUUUGAACUGCACAAAGGAGAUGUUACCUGAACUGAAGAAGAACUCAAAAUGGAAAGAAUUGAAACCAUUAGUGAAGUCAUAUGUGAGAAGUACAUUGUUCCUCUUGAAUCAGGUCACGGAUACAGACAUUUUGGCGUUUGCCAUGACUAGGCUCAGAGCGUCAUUGAUAUUCUUUGCUGCGUUUCCAGCAGUAACCCAGCGAUUGAUUAAGGCCACUGUACAUUUGUGGGCAACAGGGGAAGGAACUUUAUCAUCAGCUUCUUAUCGUGUAAUACGGGAUAUUGCUUCCAUAUUUGGUUCAAGUUACUUUGAUACCUGCCUAUCAAACACUUUAGCAGCCUUUAUUUCCAGGUCUAGCGUGACAGAAAUUGCAGACACCCAACAUCUGCAGUUUUUGAGGGAUUGCACUCUUGACCUGUGCUCUUUGAAUUUACAAAAAUCAUCUCUAAAGGCUGUAGCUUCCAUAACUCAACUUGCAAAGAUACUGAGCUGGGGCUUGCAAACAAAGAAGAAGGAGGCUCUUACGAAGAUUUGCAACUGGGAGUUUGUUAACUGCAUUGACCUAUGGGUUAUGUUUGUAUCAGCCAACAUAUCCGACUAUGAUGAUCUGCAAUCUUUGGUCUUUAUGAUGAUUAAGCUUAUAAAUGGUGUGGCUUACAUGUUUCCUGGUCCGAGAUAUUUCCCUCUUAGACUCAAGUGCAUUCAGUGGCUUAAUCGUCUUUCCGGUGCCAGUGGAAAAUUUAUUCCUCUUGCUUCGUUAGUGCUGGAUAUUUUGGAAUAUAAAUAUGCCAAGGAUGGAAGAAAGGUCCAAAAUAAAUUCAAUGUCGCAUCCGUACUGAAGUUGCCAAAACAAUAUUUAAAAUCAAGAAGCUUCCAGGAUGAAUGCUUUCAUUCUGCUGCUGAGCAGUUCUCGUUUCACUUUGCACAGUGGAGCUACCAUAUAUCCUUCCCAGAUCUUGCUACCAUUCCACUACUUCAUUUGAGAAAGAUUCAUGAGGCCACGACUGUUGAAAUCCUUCGGCGUAUGUUGAAGCGCUUGAUUGAUCAGGUGGAGCAGAAUGUGAAGUUUGUGCAGGAAAGAAGAGACGAGGUAUCCUUUUCCCCUCACGAUCAACAAUCGGCUGAUUCUUUUCUUCAGCUUGAGAAGUCCAGCCUCAAUAAACCAUUCACUCAAUAUUACCGAAGUGUUCUGGAAAGGGCUGCUGAAAGGAACUUGAAUAAAUGUGGAAAUACGAGUUCACAAGAGCAUAAAAUUUUGAAGAGAAAGAAAGCUAAGGCGGAAGGCGAAAAGGUAGCUGUCGAUCAAUCUGACGCUAAAGAAGAUCGACCAACUAAUGCAGAGAUGAAACCACAGAAAAGAAGAAAGAAAGAGUCGAAUACUAUCGGUAAGAUUAUGGCUCUACAGGUAAAAUAAAUUCGUGAUAUCAUAAGUAAAAAAAAAAAAAAAAAAAAGAAAAAAAAAACUAAGAAAGAUUUUAUUUGAAGUUAAAUUUAAAAUUUUUGGUAAGUUGAUGCCAAUUUCCUCUUUGAAGAUUAGAGGCAUUUUCAAGUUGGCAUAUAUAUAUAUGCAAACCUGAAUUUGAUUGAAUUAUAUAAGUAGACCUCUUAUGGGUUUUUUUUUUUACUUUUAUUUUUAUUUUUUUUUUUUUAAAAUUGUGUUUUGUGUUGAAUAUUAAAAUUUGGUUAUUGUAUUUUAUAUGUUGUUCAACAAUUUGAGAUUUUUAUUUAUUUAUUUAUUAUUCA
Molecule: messenger RNA, 2639 nt
Organism: Andrographis paniculata
Lineage: Eukaryota; Viridiplantae; Streptophyta; Magnoliopsida; Lamiales; Acanthaceae
Product: protein REBELOTE
Exons: 13
Coding region: 109-2310 (733 amino acids)
Biological process (GO): ribosomal large subunit biogenesis
Cellular component (GO): Noc1p-Noc2p complex; Noc2p-Noc3p complex; nucleoplasm
Source: RefSeq, a predicted model, not a curated record